AUGAUUUAAAAUCACCCUCUCUGUCCUAAAUCGGCGAUGGAAAAGUACUAUAUGGAGCAGCAACUCCCCCAAUACCAGACCUUGCCACCCCAGCAGGCUCAGAAAAAGAAUCACUCCUAUUACAAUGACAAUGCUAACAUUUGGAACAAUCAUCAUCAAUCCAGUUCUAACAUGAAGGUGUUCGCUAAGAUCCAGGAGCAGAAACUGAAGGGCGAGAAACGCAUCCAGCAAUUGCAAAAGCAAGAGCAGAGAGACAAGCAAAUGUAUCAAAUGAGCAAGCACAUCUACUUCAAUCAAUUGAGACACGAGGACCAGUUGAGGAUGCAGACUCGCAAAUUAGAGCGUGCUGGUCUUCAGAAUCUAAGCCAAUAGCAAUCAGACAUCGAGGCAGAUCAAUUGCUCUUGAAACCGACCCAAUACAAUACAACAUUGUAAGGAAGACCUGAAUUCUUUUGGAAUAAAGUGGGUCAGCACUCCCAGAAACAUAUCAAGAUGUUGGUGAAUCCCAAAAUACUGGCCAUGGAGGAGGAGGCAGUCAAAUUGAUCGAGAAACGCAUUGAAAAAGAACACAUUGUCGAAUAAAUCAGAUGGGACUUAAAACAAGAGAACAUGAAACUUAUUCGCAAACUCAAUGCCAAAAGACAACAAGAAGUCGAUGAAAUUCAUCACAAAGCAGGUUUGUCUCCAUCUCACAAAAUGGCUAUCUCCAAAACCACCCAUGUCAGACGACCAUCUCAUGUAUCUCGACCUUCACUUGACAUUAUCGAAUAAACCCUAUAACAAAUUGAGGAGAAACAGCAAAGAACAAGUCGACCAUUCACUGUAGACAGUGAAAAACCCUCAUUUUCAUUUCAUAAUAGUCAUUCAUCUAAAAAUGUGCAAAGUCUAGCUAAAUAGUAAUCACUUAGUGUCCACAAGCAACGCAAUCUUAGGAUGGAUAGAUCUGAAUUCAAGGGAUUGUAUCUAGCAUAGGCAUGUGAUGUGAGUGACAACAAUUUCAGUAGAACCAUACGCUCAAAUUGUACUAUUCUGAAGGGAAUCUCGAAUUCGAAGAUCAAAGCAUAACAGAUGCCUCAAAACAUCAGGUCUACUAAUCAACCUGAGGAGGAUGUAAAUAAAAUGUUAGAUUCAUUUGAAGGCAAAUUGUAAGAUAGAAAACUCCAAUAUUGA
This is a messenger RNA of Paramecium tetraurelia, 1170 nucleotides long. RefSeq lists its product as uncharacterized. NCBI's taxonomy places the organism in Eukaryota, Ciliophora, Oligohymenophorea, Peniculida, Parameciidae. The record is from RefSeq and is a predicted model, not a curated record. The transcript has 3 exons.